CGACGACCUACUGUUCUGCGAUGGUUGGCUAGAAGAUCAAGCAGCCAUGGUUUUCUCUCACCUCGCCCUGCUGGCUUCGGCCGCGCCCUUUGCCCUCGCAGCCACCAGCGGAAGCUUCAAUGCCUUGUCCUUCAACGUCGCUGGAUUGCCCCAAUUCCUGCAGGGCAACGACGAGUCCGGCGACAAGACGUCCAACACGGCAGAAGUCGGCAAGCGAUUCGCCCAGUACGGCUACGACAUCAUCCACGUGCAGGAGGAUUUCAACUACCACGCGACGCUAUACGAAUACGACAACCACACGUAUCGGACACCCACCAGCGGAGGCGUGCCCUUUGGUUCCGGGCUCAACACCCUGUCCAACUUUGACUGGAUCGACUUUACCCGUACCAAGUGGGACAAGUGCUCCGAUGCGUCCGAGUUCAACUGCUUCACGCCAAAGGGCUUUACCUUUAUGCGCUUGAAGAUUGACGAUGGCGUAUACAUCGACUGCUACAACUUGCACACCGAUGCUGGUACCGAAGAGGGCAACCAAGUAGCCCGCCGAGCCAACGUCCAGCAAGUCGCCGACUACAUCGACACCUAUUCUGUCGGCAACGCCGUGCUCGUCUUCGGCGACACCAACAGCCGCUACACGCGCACCGAGGACAACAUCAACCUCUUCCACACGCAGAACAACCUCACGGACGCCUGGCUGUCCCUGGAGCGCAACAACGAGAUCCCCACCGUCGAAGAAGUAUGCGGCAACCCCGCCGAGAACAGCACCUGCGAGGUCGUCGACAAGAUGUUCUACCGCGGCUCGCCCGUCCUCACCCUCAACGCCAAGUCCUUCGCCUACGACUCGCAGCAGUUCCUGUCCGCCAACGGCACCACGCUCAGCGACCACAACCCCAUGCUGGUCGAGUUUGAAUGGAGCUCCUCGGAGACCCUGCGCCAGUCCAACUUCAUCGGCGGCCCGCACGGCGCCUGGUUCAGCGACAGCGCGAACCUGACGGCCAAGGCCUCGCCCAAGGGCGCCAAGCUCAUCCUGCAGGGCCAGAACCGCCUAGAUGCCGUGGCGAUCACGCUGGGUGACGGGACGGCGCUGGCGCACGGCGGCACGGGCGGCGACGCCUCGGAUCUGCAGCUGGCCGCCGACGAGUACGUCAACAUGGUCUAUGCCUGCCAGGACAAGUACAACGACCACACCCGCGUCUUCUACCUCGAGGCUAGGACCAACAAGGAAGGCCGCGUCACGGCCGGUGUUGCGACGAAUGACUGUGCGACGUUUAAUGCUCCGGAGGGGUGGGGGCUGGUGGGCUUUGUGGGCCAGGAUGGCGACGAGAUCGACCAGUUGGCUGUGCUCUGGGCGCCUGCGUGAACGUGGGAUGCCGUGUUGAGAGUGCGAUGAGUACGCUGUGGUCUUGAUUCUUUAAUGUGUUUAAAUACCUUAACCUAAUGCUGAGAUGUUUUAUGGUUGACGGUGGCAGAUCUUCCGAACCUCGAUGUGAUAGCCGCGCCAGUUUGGUCUUUUGAAUACUAAAAGCGAUGCUGCCAAAGUUUCUCGAUGACAAGAAUGUAGUGCAUUGGAGCAUCGUAUACGAGUAAGACAGCGCAGUCAGUGUCUUUUCUGGGGGAUCUUCCCCGGCAUUCCGCUUGAAUAAGUCAGCCU
Messenger RNA from Aplosporella prunicola CBS 121167, 1648 nucleotides. RefSeq lists its product as uncharacterized. Gene Ontology annotation, cellular component: cytoplasm. The transcript has 2 exons. NCBI's taxonomy places the organism in Eukaryota, Fungi, Ascomycota, Dothideomycetes, Botryosphaeriales, Aplosporellaceae. Gene Ontology annotation, molecular function: sphingomyelin phosphodiesterase activity. The record is from RefSeq and is a predicted model, not a curated record. Bases 47 to 1357 code for a protein of 436 amino acids.